GCUCUGUUCGCGCGCCGACAGUGAGGAAGGCAUCAUGGAGGUGGACAUGGCGGAGGCACCAGGGGAUCCCAAACCGUGUGAAAGUGGAGCGAAGGCGGACAGCGAGGCCGGGGAACCCUCGUCUAAGGCUGCCGGUGGCUCCUACGAGCUGCCCUGGGUGGAGAAAUACCGACCGAUGAAGCUGGAUGAGAUCGUGGGGAACGAGGAGACCGUGAGCCGGCUGGAGGUGUUCGCCCGGGAGGGAAACGUACCCAACGUCAUCAUCUCAGGCCCUCCCGGAACAGGAAAGACCACCAGCAUCCUGUGCUUGGCGCGAGCUCUGCUGGGUGCUUCCAUGAAAGAUGCUGUUCUGGAGCUGAACGCUUCAAACGACAGGGGGAUCGAUGUGGUGAGGAACAAGAUCAAGAUGUUUGCUCAGCAGAAGGUCACACUGCCCAAAGGCCGACACAAGAUCAUCAUCCUGGACGAGGCGGACAGCAUGACCGACGGAGCUCAGCAGGCUUUAAGGAGGAUCAUGGAGAUCUACUCCAGGACAACGCGCUUCGCUCUGGCGUGCAAUGCCUCCGAUAAGAUCAUCGAGCCGAUCCAGUCCCGCUGUGCCAUGCUGCGUUACUCCAAGCUGACCGACGGGCAGAUCCUGGCCCGGCUGCAGGAGGUGGUGGAGAAGGAGCAUUUGGCUGUGUCUGAUGAUGGGCUGGAGGCCGUCAUCUUCACCGCGCAGGGAGAUAUGAGACAGGCAUUAAACAACCUGCAGUCCACCAACUCCGGCUUUGGCUACAUCAACAGCGAGAACGUGUUUAAGGUGUGUGACGAGCCCCACCCCCUGCUGGUGAAAGGCAUGCUGGGACACUGCGUGGAUGGGAACAUCGAUGAGGCCUACAAGGUGGUGGAGCAGCUGUGGGCGCUGGGUUACUCCCCAGAGGACAUCAUCGGAAACAUCUUCAGGGUCUGUAAGACUUACCAGAUGGCCGAGUACCUGAAGCUGGAGUUCAUCAAGGAGAUCGGGUUCACUCACAUGCGGGUGGCGGAAGGCGUGAACUCCCUGUUGCAGAUGGCCGGUCUGCUGGGACGUCUCUGCAGCAAGACGGCGCCCCCUGCUGCCAGCUGAGGUCCUCCAACCUGAUUGGUGAUUAUGGAAUUCUGCUGCUGCUCCAGGUUCUGAUCCGGAUGGGAUUGGACCAGCUGCUCCACCCGCAGGUCCUCAGAGUUCUCUACUGCUUCCGGACACUGAGUCCUGAUCUAGAACCUUAGCAGAACCGUUCGGAUCUUAAAGACAAGUUCCUAUAAAUAAGAAAUGCAGCAUGCAGCUGAUCCGGAGUCAGUUUCUGGACUCGUUUAUUUCUGCUCUUUGUUUCCUACAUGAACCAUUUCAGUGAUUAUAGAUGUUCUGACCCGGAUCAGAACUCCUGUCCCUCUGUGACCCACCACCCCGGUUCUGGACCAGAACCUCCAGAUGCCUUAAGGAUGUUUUCUUUGGACAUUAACUGGUUUGUUUAUUUUUUCCAAUAAAAACUCGGAUGUUCUGCGCUGA
Nothobranchius furzeri (turquoise killifish) is the source of this 1531-nucleotide messenger RNA. RefSeq names its product replication factor C (activator 1) 2 (gene rfc2). Gene Ontology annotation, biological process: DNA repair; DNA-templated DNA replication. Gene Ontology annotation, cellular component: nucleus; DNA replication factor C complex. Gene Ontology annotation, molecular function: DNA clamp loader activity; DNA binding; ATP binding. The record is from RefSeq and is a predicted model, not a curated record. NCBI's taxonomy places the organism in Eukaryota, Metazoa, Chordata, Actinopteri, Cyprinodontiformes, Nothobranchiidae.